GUGAAGAGUACAUGGUUGGCCAUUGAAUGGAUAUGGAAAGGCAAUAUAAAUUCAUGGUUAAACAGUACAGCUAUGGAAGGUUGCAUUUCACAGACACUUCUCCAAGAUGGAUACAUUAUCUAUCUCCGGCUUCAUUUGCUGCUACUAUGCCAAACAUUAUCAUCAGUGUACACCCAUUGAUGCAACAUAUUCCUUUAUGGGUGCUUAAAUGGCAAGGUCUACAAAAGAAAGUUGUUAUUGCUACAGUAAUCACUUGAUCUUAAUUUACCUGUCAUCGGACAUGGGUUAAGUUUUCACUCCUUGGAGUCAAUAGAUGCUAUUGCCCUUCAAAUGAAGUAGCCAAAAGGCUUUGCUAGAUGGGUCUUGAUGUAGUUCUCAAAUUCCUGUGUAUUUUCGGUUUGCCCAUUCAGGCCUUCUUUCCGCCCGUGCCAGUUCUUUCCAAGGACGAACUAAGAGGAAGCAAGCUUGGAUGGAUCCUAAUUUGCCUGCCAGUUUUGCUAAUGGGAGGAGGUGAAGGUAUGGGUCCUGUAAAGAAAACUGCAGAGGCUUUAGGAGAAUCACUUUUUGAAAAGAACUUCCAGAAACCAAUCGGGCAAUUAAUCAUAAUAUGUGCGUUAAUAAGGUUACUUAAAUCAAACACUUGAAAUGUCGAAUUGGAAAUCCCAGUUAGUGUUAGAGGAUUUGAAACGCAGAUGCAGAAAUGGAUGGAGCAUUGUGACUGCAUAAUCACAAAGUAAGAUAGGAAACUAUUUUCCGGACCAGGUACAAUCGCAGAGGCAUUGAUUCGAGGCUUAACGAUUAGUUUCUCAUGCUACAUUCCACGGACAAGAAAAGGGAAAACGUGUACCUUUUACUCUGUAGACAAUGGAGCGUGUUUUCACCAGAAGUCCAAAAGAACAGCAAGAAUUGUAAGAAGAUAUGGUUAUAGUAUCAAAGGACAGAUGAACUUAAGAAAAUGCGAAAAUGCACUUGGACUUGCCCAACCGGAAGCAGUGUUCGACAUUGUAAAAGACAUUCACCAGGCUAGCCAAGAACGCGGUCCUUAGAAUAACAGAUCAAUCUUCCUAGGACCUAAAGAAGUGUGGGACAUGAGCUUUUUUAGAAGCGGGACAAUUGGGAAAACGACUGGCCUGUUGUGCUCUAUCAGUUCUAGCUCAAAGGGUCGGGUUCCAAAAAAUUAG
This is a messenger RNA of Jatropha curcas, 1181 nucleotides long. NCBI's taxonomy places the organism in Eukaryota, Viridiplantae, Streptophyta, Magnoliopsida, Malpighiales, Euphorbiaceae. The record is from RefSeq and is a predicted model, not a curated record.